Molecule: messenger RNA, 3249 nt
Organism: Necator americanus (New World hookworm)
Lineage: Eukaryota; Metazoa; Nematoda; Chromadorea; Rhabditida; Ancylostomatidae
Exons: 23
Coding region: 1-3249 (1082 amino acids)
Biological process (GO): molting cycle, collagen and cuticulin-based cuticle; endocytosis
Cellular component (GO): cytoplasmic vesicle membrane; plasma membrane
Source: RefSeq, a predicted model, not a curated record
AUGAAAGGCUUGGUUGGCACUAGAUUAGGUCAAAUUCAUAAACUGAAACGACACGACCUCAAAGAAAUGUGGAAUUGCGGUGUCGAGGCGCCGCCCUUUUUCGCCUCAGUGAAUCUUCACAACGUUUCCUCGUCACUUGCGUUCUCGGUCAGCAAUCGCGUCUGUGGGAACAUUAAAAUUUUUGUUCAAACUUUGUUCACCAUGAACCCAGCGUGUGAAGAACUUCUUGUUGUUGUGAUCUUUACAAGAAGAGAUGAAGAGAAAAGUGUAGAUGACGACUUUGGACUGCGAAUGUUGGAUGAGAACAGAGUUGGCCGCACUCUGCUGCGUAAAAAGCUGCAUCGUAAUAGAGAUAGCAUCACCGGAGGUGGUCUCACAGCCUUUUUUCUGGUGAAACUUCUGAGUAAUCCCGUGUCCCCAACGAUGCAACUUAUUACAGAUAAUAUAGAACGAGCGAAAUCCGCAACGUGUCCGCGAUAUGGUCUAGUCGUUCUCUGUCCCCUACCGUUCAUUGUCAUUCCGGUUUUGAUAACCAUUGGCCUGUCGACUGGGUUAGUAUGGCAUGGUCAAGCGUUUAUGAAGGAUGAGCUCGAGCUCUACACUCCUACUGAUGCUCAGGCCCGCAUCGAAUUACGUGAUCUUGAUGCACUGUUUCACAUAAACGAUUCGGAUCCGUUCUAUGCUACGCGGAGGUACGACAUCAAACGAGCAGGUUACAUUAUCGUCACUCAUAGGGAAGAGGAUGAGGACAUACUGAAUCCGCUUGUGAUGCAAGCAGCUAUGCAGCUGUGGAGUAUUGUUCAGUCAUUGACAGUAGAAGAUCGGAACGACCGCCGGAUUAACUAUCCAGGGAUAUGUGUGAAAUUUCCAAUUCCACCCGAAUUCAGUAAAACGCUGCAUUCACUCUUCAGUCCAAAUAUGACCACACCGGAUCAAAUUUGCGUAUCGAAUCCGUUGGUGGAAAUGUUCAAACUGUUCCUGAUCUCGGAUCGAUCGUUUCUAAAUCGAUCCGUUGAUGAGAUCACUUUGGGACAACUUACGGAUGCGUUUCAAUUCGAUUCUGGUGGUAUGACGAAUCUGCUUGGCGGAGUAACGCUCGAUGAUCAGAAGAGAGUGGCUGGUGCCAAAGCCAUGAUGUUACCGUAUGCAUUACGUCAUUCUUCUCAAAGUGAAGAUUGGCUGGCGGAACAAUGGGAACUUCGACUUGCCGAUUUCCUUCUAGACUACGACUCACCGGUGAUUCGUGCCAGCUGGUGGACAUACGAGACGUUAGCUGCUGAAAGUGCAAGAGACCGUAAUCAGCUUAUCAGGUUGGCAAUUGGUGGUGUGAUUUCCGCCGCACUUGCGAUCUCCUCGGCCGUCGGUUUACUGCUCCUUCUAGGAUUCGGAAUGACCAGCGUCGCUUAUUCGAUGCCUUUUAUCGUGUUUUCUGUUGGCGUCGAUAACGUGUUUAUACUGCUGUCGGCAUGGCGAUCAUCGCCAUCACAAGCGUCAUUGGAGAAACGAAUGGAGGAGACGUUCGCUGAUGCUGGAGUCUCAAUUACGGUCACGUCGUUAACCGAUUUUAUUUCCUUCGCCGUCGGAUGUGCCACUCCGUUUCCGAGUGUCCAGAUGUUCUGUGCGUAUGCUGUCACUGCUGUGGUGUUCACCUACAUCUAUCAGUUGACGUUCUUCGCUGGGAUCAUGGUCUACACGAAUAGGAGAGAAAUGGACAACAGAAAUUGUUUAACAUUUCGAAAAAUUAAAAAAGAGACAGAUUGGACGAAAGUAGGUGAAGAUCGAAGUUUCGAGAAGAAUCACGUAUUGUCGCAGUUCUUCCGCACCACCUAUUCGGAUAUGUUGUUGAAUCCUUUCGUCAGAGCACUGAUAAUUAUAACUUUUCUAGGAUACUUGGCCAUAGCCACCUGGGGAUGCACAGAAGUGAAACUCGGACUCGAACCGAACGACCUACUCCCGGAUAACUCGUACGGGAAACGAACGCUACAACUUGCGGAGAAGUACUUUUCAGAUUACGGUAGCAGUCUACAUGUGUGGAUGUAUAAUCUCUCAAAAGUCGACUACGGUACACGACGAAUGUGGAUGGUGUUGAACAAAGAAAUUGAACUCUAUGAGCAUACGGAGUUCAGUGGCGAAGCUGAUUCUUGGCUUCGGACUUUUCUCGCUUUCAUCAAGCAAUCCGGACUCCUUCUUACUCAGGACAAUUUCGUGUACAUUCUUCGGAAUGUCUUCUUGGCUCAGCCGCAGUUUGGCAAAUAUCGGCGCGACGUUGUCUUUGACGAACGCAGCGCCUCAUUGUAUGCCUCACGAGUCCCAGUCCAACUCAGACAUGUUGGAUCAGCGAACCAAAGCAGAGCAAUGCAUCUGUUCAGAAGACUAGCUGAGACCAGUGAAAUCCCCACCGGAGUCUAUGCGGACUUUUUCCAGUUUGCUGAGCAAUAUAACGCCGUUCUACCCGGAACAUUGUCUUCUAUUGCCUAUGCAGGAGGAGCAGUGGUGAUCGUUUCUCUGUUGUUGAUCCCUGAACCAGUGGCCAGUCUAUGGGUGUCCUUUUCGAUCAUUUCAAUCAACGUUGGAAUCCUUGGUUUUAUGACGUUCUGGAAUGUUCGCUUGGAUUUUAUCAGUAUGGUCACAAUCGUGAUGUCAAUCGGGUUCUGUGUGGAUUUCGCUGCUCAUCUAGCCUAUAAUUUCGCUAAGGGUAAGAACCUCCCAGCGUCGGAUCGUAUGCGCAACGCACUCUACGCUGUAGGUGCUCCGAUCCUACAAAGUGCCACAUCCACUAUUCUCGGCGUGUCGUUCCUAGCCUCAGCCGAAUCCUACGUUUUCAGGAGCUUCCUGAAAACAAUCUUUCUGGUAAUUUUGUUGGGCGUUCUUCAUGGUCUUGUCAUCCUACCCGUACUUUUAACGAUGUUCCAUUGUUCCGGUAGCAUCGGCGACGACGACGACGAGAGCAAAACGACCAAAACCGAUACGAAGACCGCUUCAUCGUCCGCGGCGUCCUCGAACGCGUCGCCACCGAUAAAAUACCUCUCGAACCCGGAUCUAAUCAAAUUCCCACCAUCUGACUAUCCGCUCGCCUAUCUGGAAUACGGAAAAGACCUCGGCCGUCCGCCUGACUAUCACGAAGCAGCGCCACCGUAUCCGAUGCGCGCACGUCUUAAGAAGUAUCCGAGGAUUCGUGAAGCGCAUACGGCCGCUGCCGAUCGUGAAGCCGAGUAUUGCUACCAUAAUCCUACGAUGCAACCACGGUGA